This is a messenger RNA of Polypterus senegalus (gray bichir), 5141 nucleotides long. It is a transcript of the gene mcu, whose product is annotated as mitochondrial calcium uniporter. Gene Ontology annotation, molecular function: calcium channel activity; uniporter activity. Bases 31 to 1137 code for a protein of 368 amino acids. The transcript is spliced from 9 exons. Lineage: Eukaryota; Metazoa; Chordata; Cladistia; Polypteriformes; Polypteridae. Gene Ontology annotation, biological process: calcium import into the mitochondrion; mitochondrial calcium ion homeostasis. The record is from RefSeq and is a predicted model, not a curated record. Gene Ontology annotation, cellular component: mitochondrial inner membrane; uniplex complex.
CUGCAGCUGUCCGGAUUCCCCAGUAGAGAGAUGGCGGCGGCGGCGAGCAGGUCUUACAUUUUUGUUGCCCCCUGUAGCAGAGUGCUUACACCUGGCUUAAGCAGCUUGGGGAUCGCCAGGCAUCGACAUCAUUCGCAUCACAGGCCGGACAGUUCUGCUGAUGCCUUUGUUCAUCAUUCUGUCAGGCGACUUCAUAGCAGAUCGACUCUAAUCUCCCGCUCCGCAUCUCACUUUCGGGUGUGGCCGAAUGGACCCAUCUUUCAGAGUCAGAGACUACUGUGCUCUUCUGAAGUAACACCCUCCAGUGAUGUGAAUGUGGCUUACCAUAAUGGCCUACCAGUUAUUUCCGUGAAUUUGCCCUCCAGACGAGAGCGAUGCCAAUUUACCCUAAAGCCUAUCUCUGAUUCGGUGGGUGUCUUUCUAGAGCAGCUAAAGGCUGAGGACCGAGGAAUUGACAGAGUUGCCAUCUAUUCAACAGAUGGAACCCGUGUAGCCUCAUCAACAGGAAUUGACAUCCUUCUCCUGGAUGAUUUCAACUUGGUUAUCAACGAUACAACAUAUCUUGUGAGGCCUCCAAAAAGAGAUCUCAUGAGCAAUGAAGAUACUGAGACAAUGAAUGAUGUCAAGAGGCUGGUUCAACAGCUCUACACAACACUCCAUAUUGAGGAACACCAGCUACAAAAAGAGCGAGAACUUAUUGGCCGUUUGGAGAACCUUAAUUCGCAGCUUCUUCCUCUUGAAAAGGUAAAGGAAGAGCUUAGUCGGAAGGCAGCUAAACGAACCACUUGGGUCCUUUGGGGAGGAAUGGCUUAUAUGGCCACUCAGUUUGGGAUUCUGGCUCGCCUAACUUGGUGGGAAUACUCAUGGGAUAUUAUGGAGCCUGUGACGUACUUCAUUACAUAUGGUAGCGCCAUGGCGAUGUAUGCAUAUUUCGUCCUAACAAGACAGGAGUACAUAUAUCCAGAUGCCAGGGACCGACAGUUUCUACACUUUUUUCACAAAGGAGUUAAAAAGACCCGAUUUGAUGUAGAUAAGUACAACCAGCUGAAGGAUGCAAUUGCUCAGGCUGAACUUGAUCUAAAGCGACUACGGGAUCCUCUGCAGCUACAUCUACCUAUUCAACAAAUUAAAGAUUGAUGGAUGAGUUAUUUUUUCUCUUUUCAGAGACCCCCUCUCCCGAAUCUUUCUUUCUCUAUCCUGCCUUUCAAAUGAAAACAUGGUCAGAGAUGCAGAUUUUUACCUUCUAACUGCAAUAAAAGUUACACCUGAAAAGGACAUUUUUAAUAAGUCCAACAAAUGAAAUUAGGAUUAGCAAAAGACAACAAAUGAAACCUCCAAAGUCAUAACACCUGGACUUGACGACCUUUGGUCAUAGAUGUGGGCCCACAAGAGCAUCCUAAGAUGUUGAGUGUUGGUAAAGCUGAGGUCUGCUUCGAAUUGAUAUCUGAAGAACUAGGAGUUUCAUUAAAGACUGACCAGAAUACUUUUAACUAGCUAAAAUACCCCUGCCCGGUUGCAAAAACAAACAAAAGAUCGAUAGGUUCAUAAAGCCAUAUGAUUCAAUUAAAUGUUGUUGUGCAGAAUCUAUGUUACCUUUUUGUCUGCCUGUCCCUUCCAUAGCCUGUCUUUAUUUUUUAACAUCUAUGUAUUCAGAAGCUGGGGUAUUUUAUUUUAGAAGAUAUUUGUGCAUGGCUGUAUGUUCACAAAAAAGCAUGAUGUAAUCUUUACCAAAUGGCCUGCUGGAUGGCAGUAAUUAAUUUGAGCCUACUCCCUUAAAGACACCUGCACAUCUGCCUAAAAUCACAUGUUAAAUACACUCAAAGUAAGCGUUCUCACAUACACUCAACCACACGUCUACACACACCUCGAUUGACUUACUUUGUCCAGCUGACCAAAACAAAUAGCCUCCACAUUACUAUCAAAUAAGCCUGACACAGUAACUAGGCAGGAUAUUUAAACUUUAAAGCAUCCAAAUUAACCAUUUAAAAAGUAGUUAAUAAUAAAAGGCCAUUGUUCAAUCACUGAUAGGCACAACAUAAGUAGCCUGUUAUAAAGCUGGCAGAUUUCUUUUGUUCAUCUCAUUUUAUACCCCAAAUGACCCUACUGAUACAAAAAACUCAUAAAAAAUGAGACCUAGACACACAAUUCAUGCUAAGUGCCUAUCAUAUUUAAGUCAUCCAUUUAUGAAUUGCAAGUCAAUUGAUAUGAGCUGUUUUUCACUUGUUUUUGUUAGUACAGUCCAAGUAGUAUUAUCUUUAUAGUACUUAAAUGAUUAAGAUUCCAUAAUUCCCCGUUCCUCUGUUGAGCUGUUCAGUACUCGCCCCUGUACUGAGCAGAUCUGGAUCUUUAACAGGUUAAAAGGCUGCUUCUGUGUAGCAAGCACAGUGUUGAGUUCCGCAUCAUCCAUAAACACCAGAUCUCUGCAUAUCAAAUCGUACCACAUGGCACAGCCAAAUACAGGGAAAGGGACUAUGGUGAGUUAUAGUUGCCUUUAAUUACAAUUAGAAGUAAAUCUUAAUACAUUUCCUUUUAAUUACUGGGAGUAUGUGUUGCUUCCCAUAAAGGUUUUGUGGUGCAAGCCUCAAAACAGAAUGUAUUCUCUGUGCCCUGUUCUAGACUGACUAACUAAACAUCCUUUUUAAUUUAUUAUCCUCUUUGAUUUAACAGUUUGUCAAUGUCUUAAGGAAUGGCUUGGACAUUAACCCUGUGUUUUUAAACACUACUGUUCAGUCAUUUAAAAUCUUUAUUUAUUGUUGUUGACAUGGAAGAUCUGGAGUCCUACUCACUUGUACAGCAGUGUUUUCUGAGUAAAGAUGGUGCUCUAUGGGACCCCAAAGCUUUUAAUUCACAUCACUAGACCAUAACUAAGAUCAUUUGGUGUUUUUAGUAACAUAAUGGGUUCAUUAUUCGUUCUGUAUUUUUCUUAAUAAAGGAAAGCCAAAAUGCCAAAUAUAAGGUGGGAUAAAAAUCUAUCAUAAAGCUCCAACCUAAAGUGGAGUAUCAGAGCUUUGAGUCAGAGUAAGGAUAUCCCAGGGACAUAUACUGAAUCACAUACAUUUUCUCAUUUGUGGUUAGAGCCUAAAAUAAGUGCUGCAGUGCGCACAAGCCCAGUUACAACCGUUAAUGUUGUAUCUUGGCAAACUAGGUCAUUACUGAUAUUGCAUUGCUGUCUAAUCUUUUGUUUAAAGUACAGAUGUAAGGAUGAAUGAUGCAUAACUUAAAGUAGGAUAGAGAAAAAAGUUAUUGUACUUUCAUAGUACUAAAACUAUAAGAUGCCAAAGAAGAUGGUGAUGUGUCAUUUCUCAGAAUGCUUUAUGAAGCAUUUUCUGGUUAGAUUUUGAUAACAGAAAAGUCAUUUCCCCACCCAAACCCCCUAUGAUUUCUCAGUCACUUUUAAGUCAUGGCACAUUGUUUUCAAAGGCAGUUUGCAACUAUUAUUACUGCCUUAUACUCAGGAUCUUUUUUUCCCUUAGCUAUUUCAAAGUUAGUGUUGUAGAGCAGUUUAAGUGUUCUAAAAUUUUCGUGAACUUACUAUUUUUUUUUCCAUGCUGUGUUCAAGAAGGGAAACGUCUGUGUGCAUUUGGUAACUACUUGAAGAGGCUGUUUAUGAAAAAUUGCUGCUUUGUGCUUUUUUGGAUGCAAACUUCAGCUGUAGUUUCUAUUUACUGUAUGCUGCGGAGAGAGAGAGAGAGAGAGGUAGUUUUGUAAAUUAAGCAAAUUAAUAGGGUCCCUGGAUUUUACAUUUUAAUUGUAAUUCAUUUAGUCUUUUUUGCCAUGAUACUUGUGGGAGCUGUAAGGCAAUUUUUCUAAAUACUGCAAUAUUAUUGUGGUGGUGGUGAGAAUUUUCUUAGUUUCUCUGUCUAGAUGAUCUUGCUUUCUUCCAUUCGAUAUUUUUCCUUAGUUCUAAUGUGUGAGUGCAGUUGACGCAAGCUUUUCAUGAAGAAACUGUGUCCCAAAAACUUGUGUUUGUAGUGACACAUAAAAUACAAGAUGCUUCCAGUAACUGUGCCUUUCAGACUUGCAUCUCCUUCUCCCAAAUGCCUCUCCUGCUUCCUGUCAUUCCUUGUCAUGUUUGCUAUUUUUAUCAUUAUCAGUGUGUCUCUGUCCUAUAAUGUUGACAUUUAAUGCCCAGUUGUGAUCUUUAAUAUCUGCUGGACUGAAGACCUGCUUGCUCUAAAUAUAAAGGAAAUGAUAAGGAGGCGGCUUCUUUUGAAAAGCCAACUUCAACUGCUGGGGUGCCAAUGUGCUCUUUAUCCACAGAGGCCAUUUGAGUCAUUGAGUCAGCAAAAUUCUAGUAGACAUGCUAUAUAUAUAUAUAUAUAUAUAUAUAUAUAUAUAUAUAUAUAUAUAUAUAUAUAUAUAAAGUACCUUUUCUUAUAUCACUGACUUGACUGAUAACUGAAUUUCAAACAGCUGCUUCACAACCCCAAGGUGCAGUAGUGAAGAAACACAAAAUAGGAUAACAGACAUUAAAAGUGUGUUCUUUCACGUCUUCUCAAUAUAACUGACUGGCUAUUCUUUUAGUUCAAGUAACAUUAUUUGUUAGGUUUCCUCAUAAUGGAAAAAAAUAUAUUAUUUGUGUAAUUUUAGAAAAACUGAAAUAGGUUUUAUAAAAAAAAAAAAUAUUGUGAGGAUUGCUGUAUCAAAGUAGAUUAAAGGCCUUGUCUUUUUUAGGGUGGGGGGAAUAAGAAUGUAUUUGAAUCCCCAGCAGUUAUCCUCGGGAGGGAGACCGUGAAGGAAAAACUCUUUGCCAAAACUCGUAAAUCUGUCGAAAUGCCUUAAUUUUGGCAAAAUGCAACAAACGUAACUGUGAAGCAAAGCCAUUCAAAGCAACCUUUUUUUUGUUCUACGUGAGGACUUAAAUGCUCUGUCCUUUGGAAAUUUCUGCUUGGAUCUUGUUUCAAUAUUUGCUGCCCUCUGUUUUGGUGUUUUUCUGGUGAAGCGAUGGAACAUAAUCUCUCUUUCUCAAAUGGGUGGCAACAAAUGACACCAAAAAAAUCAUAAGCAUGUGCUGCAUCCGCGGAUGGGAAAGAAAUGUUUGCAACACUUCAGUCAGUAAGAGCAAAUUAUUUUCUCAAAACAUUAUAGCUAGUGUCAAGUCUCACUUCAGCUCCUUUCUCCACACACUCAUGUACUCCUCA